Molecule: messenger RNA, 7014 nt
Organism: Monopterus albus (swamp eel)
Lineage: Eukaryota; Metazoa; Chordata; Actinopteri; Synbranchiformes; Synbranchidae
Product: transcription factor TFIIIB component B'' homolog
Exons: 27
Biological process (GO): RNA polymerase III preinitiation complex assembly
Cellular component (GO): transcription factor TFIIIB complex
Molecular function (GO): TFIIIC-class transcription factor complex binding
Source: RefSeq, a predicted model, not a curated record
CGGGCCACCCACCGGGGGUCUUCAGAAGAAAGCAAGCAGCCCAAAGUACAACUUAAACCCACCCUUGUCUCUUCUGACAGUUCAGGGCCUCCAGCUGUUCCUCGCUCUGAAGACUUACUAAAGCAAACCCAUCUGACAGCAGAUGGUGGUAAACCAUUAGAAAGCACGCCAGGCGGUCAAGUUAAAGAAGUUCCUUCCAGACCACUGGAUAAAGUACCCCCCUCUCUACCAGACAGAGAAGCUACUGAAAUAUCAGAGAAAGCCAAGACUCUAGUGUCAUCCAAGAGUGUGCUUUCACUGUCAUCACCCGCGUCCUCCUUGAGUAGACUCCUGAAUGACCCGUCAGACUUACAGAGGCUGGCAAAGGCCCAAAAGCUCAGAGAACUGCUUAGACAGGAGAGGCGCAAAGAAAAGAAUCUCAAGAAACGUACAGCACAUACAAAGGAAUAUACUUUAGACCCUACCAAAAUGACAAUGAGGGAUCUUAUCCGUUAUCUACCAUUGUCUAACCCCAUGACAUCUAGUUUAGAAGACUCGGCUCAGGAGAACACGACUGUGGUCCCCCCUUCACCUGGAAGAGAAGAGUCUCCAGAGAGAGCACGGGAACCCGAAGACCUCCCUACAGCGGUGAGCCCGAGGGAGGAGGCAGAUGAAGAGGAGGAAGAAGCACUCAUGGUUCCUCAGGUCAAAGUAGCAGAGGAUGGCUCACUGAUCAUUGAUGAAGAGAGCUUAACAGUGGAAGUCCAGCGAUCAAAGGGACCAAACCCAAUGCAAGAUCGAGACCCCAUCUUUGAGCGUGGCUCAACUACAACUUACUCCAGCUUCAGGAAAGGGAUCUGUUCAAAACCCUGGUCUAGUGAAGAGACAGACAUGUUCUUCCUGGCAGUUAGUAUGGUGGGGACAGACUUUUCCAUGAUUUGUCAACUGUUUCCUCACAGAUCCCGAGCAGAGAUAAAGCACAAAUUCAAAAAAGAAGAACGAGUGAAUUCCUGGAGGAUUGACAAAGCCUUCAGAGAGAGGCGCAAACUGGACAUAGAGUAUUUUUCUAAGCUGUUGGAGAAAAUUAUGGAAGUUCAGAAAAACAGGAAGAAACUCAGGUCACUCGCCAAGAAGAAACCCUGCAAGGACAAGAGAAAAGCAAAAGGCAGAAAAGCUACAAGGAAGCUGAGUGAUGUGGAGGAGGAAGAUGAGGAUGAUGAGAAUCAAGUUCCUGACUUGGAGGACAAGGAGGAGAAAGAGAAUGAGGACCUCUGUAAUGAUGGGGAAAGCCCUGCUUCUGAGCCUAAGAGACGACGCAAAAGAAAGGCCGGACAGGAUGCCUCAAAUAACGAACCAGAUGAGAAUGAGAACAAAACGGGCGGAAAGAGCAGUGAACAAGCUGAGGCCUGCAUACCUGAAGACACAGAAGCAGCACUUCCUGUGGACGCUACAAACUCAGAAAUGUCUGAAAAGGGUGAGAAUGUGAAUGCAGCCAAGAACACAACAGUCAAGCCAGCUAAACUUUCACGAGCAAGAGCACCAAAACAGCCACUUCCUCCGGCCUCGAAGAGAAGUAAAAAGGCUCCAUCACCCUCCACAAAGGCCACAGAUAAUGGGGAUGACAGUGUGAGUGAUAGAGCCUCUAAAGAGCAGGAAAAUAAAGAUGCAUCCCCUUUAAGGCAAGCCAGUAAGAGAAAGUCAGCCAGUCAGGAUGUUUCCUCUGAGGAAGAGGAUGCCACUGUUCAACCUCCGAGACCAACAAGGUAUGGGCGAGUGCCAAAACCCACCAAGCCCUUGACUUACCCUUCUGGGGAGGAUGCACAUUCCUCUGCAUCUGAAUCCCAUCCUGCCUCAUCAGCGAGGAACAAGAGGAGGAAAUUAUUGAAGCCACAAUCAGCCCAAGAGUCCAGAAAACCCACACUAGUCACCCUCAGGGCUUCUCAGUCAGAUUACAGUGAUGAGGAGAAUGAACAGCAGCAGGAGGAAGAGGAGGAGGAGGAAGAACAGCACCUUCCCUGUAGUCCCAGUAAGGACAGCAUUGCCCCUGUGUUUGUACCUGCUAGCCUGCGCUCCCCACGUCCUGUGGUAUCAGAGGUCAUAGAGACAGUGGAGGAGCUUGUUAUCUUGACCAGUAUGCCUGAUGUACUGGGCAUCUCCCAAGAUGCACUGUGCCCUGAUGCCUCUUGUGAGCAGGCACAAAAUGAGACAGGCACAGCUGAACCAUGUGAACAUCAGUUGGACCUGCUAGUUGACGUUAUAGACUUCCUUUCUUCAGAACAUGCAGAAGUGUCUGACGUGGAAAGCUACAAUGAGGCUGCUCAAACCCUGUUAACCAUCAGCAACCUACCUCACGUCUCUCAGGCAGCACAGAAUCAAAUAUUCAUACAAGAUCACGUCACAGGGACAGCUUCAGUCAGUGUGAACGAAACCAGCCAACAUCUAGAAGCAGAAAGUGCCUCUUCCGUGUCUACAGCCUCGAUUCAUGGAGUCACAGAAACAUCAGAGAAUGAAGCCACUAUGGUGCUACAGCACAGCACCGCAGACAGUGGUGAAAUACCCAUUAUUAAAACCACUGAUCAAGUGUGUAAUGAGCAGAGGACUCAAAUGCAGUCAAGUCCAGAGAGCUCAAAGAAAGAUUCACCACAAACCAGCACAGGACACUUGUCCAUGGUGAAACCUACACCUGACCUUGGCCAACCCUCCAGGACUGCACAGCCAAAAUCCCAACCACAGUCAUCAGAUGUAUGGUCAACUGAAGAGAGCCCCACAGUAGCUCCCAACCUUUCUCAAGUCCCUGAAUCACUAUCAGCUCCUGAAGAAACAACCUCUGAGAUACCAGAAAGCACUCCAGGAUUGUUAAAAAAUGGCAUUUCCUGCAUUGAAGUCAAACUAACAGAAGAGCCAUCCGGCAGUGAGGAGAAGUCUGUUGGUCAGAGAGAAUCAGAUGUUCCAGCAUCGGAUCUGAGUGCCUCAGAAAACCAGAGUCGGCACUUUUUGAACAGAGAGUUUGAUCCCAGUUUGGAAAAUGUCACCAGAGAAGCAGGGUCCACAGAUGAAAAACUCAUGUCUCCUGUUGACAUAAUCAAGAGUGAUUCUAAUAAUCCAGCAGCAUCUGACACAUCUGUCACUGAAGCAGAUUCUGUGUCAGUCCAAGACAAGACCAGUCACCACUCUGCUGCCUUUGUUACACCUGUAGAAAAUGUACCUGUCAGUCAGAAAGCAGAGAGUGAAGUCGCAUCUACUUGCCAGUCAAGGAGGAGUAGAUUCCAAAAAGUCAAACCCAAACUAAACCUGACAUCUAGAACUGCUCGAUCUAAGCCUCCAACAAAAAAAGAGGUUGAACAAGAACAAACUCAUGUCCCAUCUCAUGAAAAACCAAGCCACAGCGCUGGUCCUGUGUCAGGUUUGAUACAAUUAGGCUCUGCUCUUACACCCACAGAGGGAUUGUCUACAAACCAGGAGAAAAGGACAGAUGUUGAAAUUGUUGCUCAGGUAGAUUCAGGUGCAGCAGCAUCAGGUCAGGGUGCCUCAGAAAACCAGAACUUUUAUGAAGCUUCAUUUCAGCCCAAUAGGGAACAGGCUGGCAGAAAAGCAAUGCCAUCAUCUGAGUCGACAGAGCGUAGCUGCCAUAAGCCAGUGACCUCCAGGUCAGCAAUUACAGAAUUACAAAUUGGACAAGGGUCAAAUGUAGACUUAUCCCCAAUCCUAGAAGGCAGCGGCCAUCCAGUGGUAUGUGUUACACCUGUAGAAGAGUUACCUGUCGGCAAGAAAGAAGAGAGUGAAGUCACUGCUGCUUGUCAGUCUGUGGAGAAUCUCUCCAGCUCAAUUUCAAUGCCUGAAUCCACUGACAACCCAAUAGCCAAGACAGAACCACAGCCAGCCUGCCAUACAUUCCAGCCUGAAAAACCAAGUCAGGGUACUGGCACUGCUUCAGUUUCAGUACCAUCAUUUGAAUUAAGCACUACUCAUAAAUCCACAGAGGAACAGAAGACGGAUGUCAGACUAGACUCAAGCUCAGAGAGCUCAGAACCAAAUGUACCUCAAAGAAGGCGACGCUUUCCCAAGAUAAAGCCCAAACCCAAUCUGGGGUCAUCUGCCAGAACAGCACAGUCAAAACUGCAGCCAAAGGAUACCCAUAAACCCUCAGAACACCACCAUGAGGCCACCUCUUCAAAUGUAACCUCACAACAUCAGUCUGAGGACAAUAACAGAGCACAAGCAGAACUGGAGGCGACUGAGAAAGACAGCAGGUGCUUGACAUCAGCCUGUUGUUCAUUAAACACAGAACUGCUCAGUUCAACAAAAUCUUCAGCUGCAGAGUCAGAAAUGUCACUGGACAGCAAAAAUGGAAAGGGAACAUCCUCUGAUGGUAUCGUCAUAGCAACAUCUUGGCUUUCUGAGCAUCAGUCUAUGCUGACAGACUCAGUUCCUGAAAAUAAAAAUAGUGAAAAAUCCACAGUUGGACAUGAAUCCACAAGGGACAAAAUGCCAAGUAAGAACAAUGUGGAGGCUGGAUCUUCUUCACAAGGGUACUGCAAGCUGGACACCAGAGUCACAGGGUCAAACAGCCAAGCAACUGCAGUUUCAAAUGUCCAUUCUUCAGAAGACGGCUCCACUGAGUCACAGAUAAAUUCUGUAUUGACUGCUAACGUCUAUUCCCUUCAAGAUCCAAAAGAAAGUAGCCAUCAGUCUUGUUCAGAGAACCACUCAGAGGUAAAAGGUCAAGAUGCAGCAACCAGUGAACCGAAGCCAGGAUCAAAUGUUAAAUCUCAGUCUGCCCAAAGCACUGAUGAUACAAAGCCAGAGCCAGCUGAUUCUUCCACAUCCUCAAGAAGAACUCCUCAAGUUCGUAGAGGCAGGCUCAUUAAACCUAAGCCCAACCUGGGACACAGCGCUCAACCCCCACGGCCCCAACAAGUCAAAAAGAAAACACAAACAGAAGCAGAUUCUGACACUUGCUCACAGCGUGUGGAGGCUACUGUUUCCCACAAACCUGUGUCUGAACUCAGAGCUGAUAUUCAGGAACCAGUACAGGGAGCUGUUGAGCAACUUGGUAACCAAGGCUCCUCUCUUGGCUGCUUGACACAUGUUACUGAACAUGACUCCCCUUCAAAUCAUGCUGGAUCCUCUCUGGGUUGCAUGACACAAGUACCUUCUACCCAGAAUACAUCAACAUCAAGUCUAGAAAGUUAUCCGAAUCUCACCAUAUUUCCAGAUGUUCUGUCGGAGCAGGUGCCUUCAGAUCCAGAUGAACCGUUUUUCAUCCUCUCCCUGACUGAGAUCCCAGUCUGCUCAUCAGGGGAGGUGCAGGACAGCACAGCAGAGCCACUCCCUUAUCCUUCUGUAACACAUGCACCAGUGCAGCAACAGAGCACUGUCCCUGGAGAGAGUCUGGCAGCAGCAGGACAUCGGUCUCUCUCUGAUGUCUCUGUGCCCACGUCCAUGCAGGAGAGUGAUGAGAUGAGCUGCAUCAGUAUUAAACAUAUUGGGCCAGAGCCAGCUACAUAUAUAGGUUCAACCACAAAGAAUCCAGUGGAUGCAUGUGAGGGUACUACAGUCCAGUCACCCAAGUUUCCAGAGACUAGAGAGAAUACCAAGGCUGAACCCCCUCCUGCAAAGCAGAGAAUAACAGGCACUGGAAGAAGAGCCAAAUUGCAGGUUAAGCCCAAUACUGCAAGGAGGAAACAAUCCGGCAGCACCACCCAGGGUUCAGAGGAUCUUGGCCCUUCUGUACAGCCAGAAACUUGUGGUGCAACAGCAGGCAAAGAGGUCAUCACUGAGCCACAUAAAGGAAGCGUUGAUCAUACAGACAUUGAAAAGGACAUUCUGACAGGUGGGAAGGGCCCUGAGGAUAGCAGCACAGGAGUGCAAAGUCAAACUGCGAAGACAAGAGUGGCCAGCUGUCAAAAGAGCACUGCGUCUUCAAGCGAUCGCCCACCUGGCAAAGCAGUUUCCAAAAGCCCUAAGGUCAAAACUCCACACGCAGGAAAACGAUCUACCACAUCAUCACAUGUCGCGCCGACACCUAAACCACCACAACUGCCACAUAAAACGCACUCGGCAUCCGCUGUGACUCCACCAACAAAAACAGAGGUGGAUAUUGAACUGAUCACUGACCAUAGCCGACCACGCUCAGACGCAACACCUAGCACUUCUCAGUGUACAGUGGAGGUUUCAGCUUCCCAGCAAAGUGACAGCGUGGAGAGCAGCUCUAUAGAGGAGCCCACCAGCGUGUCACAGUACUUCUUAAGUGACAUCUUUACAGAAGUAGAAGAGGGAUAAACGCCAUAGAGAGGCAGAGUGAGAGGGGAAACCUCCAGGUGGUGAAUUGUUAAGUUAGAUCUGUAAAGAUUAAUGUAUAAUGCAGCGUUUUUUCUUUUUGUGGAUAAAGCUAAAGACAUGAAGCUGAAUUUACUAUAAAGACAAACACAGGUAAUUUGAAUACGUAGAGUAGAUUCAGACAUUCAGACAGCCUUUAGUUAUCAUCACCUUUUUGACUGAAGGAGGUGGCAGCUUUUUUCCAAUUAUUCAUUAUGUUAUAAACCUCAAAUUUGUUCAUUUGUUUAUUAACCAUUUGUGAAAAUGUAAAUAAUGUACACUAGCAAACAGGUUUUUGAUUCCCUGCAACCCGCACCGGUUUCAUUUGAACACAGACGCACACUUAAAUGUACUGCAAAGCCAUUCAUGCAUAUAUCUGUGCUAAUAUUUAACAAUCUGCUCUGAUCUUUAAUUUGUUUUUGAAAAAAAUGUUAAAAUUGGCUUUUCAUUUAGAAAACAGUAAGACAGAAUGUAUUAUUAAGAUUUCAUCCACAUUUUCUGCCAGUUCAGCCCAUGCAGCCAUAGUCAGACUUUAAGGAAAAUGACUAACAAGCAUAAUUUAAGACAUUGUGUGCACUGAAUACUGUGUCUGAAACUUGUACCGAUGCAGUAUUGAGGUUAAUGUUUCAUACUUGAAACAAACAUGCUGUACCUUUGUUUCGUGGAAAGCAAAACGUGGACUUCUGUAAGAUAUGAAUAAAAAUAUUCUUCCAUCAC